Molecule: messenger RNA, 423 nt
Organism: Phaethon lepturus (White-tailed tropicbird)
Lineage: Eukaryota; Metazoa; Chordata; Aves; Phaethontiformes; Phaethontidae
Product: chromosome unknown open reading frame, human C10orf105
Source: RefSeq, a predicted model, not a curated record
AUGAGCACAGAGGACGCUGGCAACGGGUCCUCUCCCACCCCACCUCUCCUUGGGCUUCUGGUUUCAACCACUGAGCUGGUCCCACCCAUUACCGCAUCUCCCGAGAAGGCAGACCCACUGCCCAUCAUCGUCACGCUCAUCUGCAUCUUCCUCCUCCUGGCGACCUUCCUCAUCUUCGUGAUGCUCUGCGCCGGCAAGCCGGCGGCACUGGAGCAGUCCCGCUCCGGGCCCCACGAAUGCAUGCCCCAUCACCCGGCGGACGCCAGCGAGCCCCAGCUGAGGCUCUGGAAGCGGCUGGGCUCCCUGCGAUGCUCCACCAACCCCUUCAGGAGGAGUCGGCCGGUGUCCCAGAGCCAGCACACCUGCCUCAGAAGCCCUCCUGCCAGCCAGGGCUGGGACAUCAUGGAAUCCACCAAAAUGUGA